UCAUUAAGAAUUUUAUCAAGUAAAUAAUAUUGAUUUUUUCCAGCUGUUACAUAUUAAGCAUUUUAAAAAGUACAUACAGAAUUUCGUUUCGAGCUGUUAACAUAUCAAUUAUCACCGGCACUACAGGAAGCUACAGCUUGCUUGGACCGAUUCGAAUAUUUUAUUUCAAUACAGAUAAUAUACAUUAUCGUUUUACCGUAACAAGACUUUUGGUACCGCAUUCAGUGUAGUAGUGGAGUUUACUGGAGCAGGAACACUAUUGAGAUACUAAAAAAAAAAACCCUACAGAUUGGAAUAAGGUUUUUCCACUUGAAGAAGCACUAAUUAGAAAACGCUAUGGAUUCCGAACAGUUCCGAGAGUUCGCCAAGGCGGUCGUUGAUUACAUAGCCGACUAUACCGAGAACGUUCGUGACAGGCCAGUUUUAUCUUCAGUGAAACCGGGAUACCUGUACGACCUGGUGCCGGCAGAGGCUCCGGUUAAGGGCGAAGACUGGAAGACGGUGAUAGCGGAUGUUGAAAAAAUCAUUAUGCCCGGCAUCACGCAUUGGCAAUCGCCGCAAUUCCACGGGUUCUUCCCCACUGCCAAUUCGUACCCGGCCAUCGUUGGGGAUUUGUUGUCCACCGGCAUCGGAUGCAUAGGGUUUUCUUGGAUUACCAGUCCGGCGUGCACCGAACUCGAGGUGCAAGUAAUGAAUUGGUUCGGGAAAAUGUUGCAGAUACCUAAAGAGUUCUUAAACGAGUCCGAAGGACCCGGCGGUGGUAUUAUACAGGGCAGUGCGUCGGAAGCCACAUUCGUGUGCUUGCUGGCGGCCAAAGACCGCAUGACUAAACACGUGAAAACAAUAAAUCCCCUUUUGGAAGACGGAGAAAUAAAAGCGAAACUUAUUGCUUACACUUCAGAUCAAUCCAAUUCGAGCGUGGAAAAAUCCGGUCUGCUCGGAUCGAUGCCCAUGCGAUUGCUCAAGUCGGACGAGAACGGCCGUUUGACCGGUCCGGUCUUGUUGAAAGCCGUCGAGGAGGAUCGCGCCAAAGGACUCAUCCCUUGUUAUGUGGUCGCCACCUUGGGCACCACGGGCACUUGCGCCUUUGACUGUCUCGAAGAGUUGGGUCCGAUCUGCAACGAAAACAAUAUCUGGUUGCACGUCGACGCAGCCUACGCAGGUGCCGCAUUCAUACUUCCCGAGUACAGGCAUUUAAUGGCCGGCGUCGAAUUCGCCGACUCGUUCGACGUGAACUUGCACAAAUGGCUUUUGGUCAAUUUCGAUUGUUCCGCUUUGUGGGUGAAAAACGCCACGCACCUGGUGAACGCGUUCAACGUGGAAAGGGUCUAUUUGAAUCACAGCUACCAGAGCGAGGACCCGCAAAUACCGGAUUUCAGACACUGGCAGAUACCGUUGGGCAGAAGGUUCAGGGCGUUGAAAGUGUGGUUCGUCAUGAGGUUGUACGGCGUCGAAGGACUACAGGCGCACAUUAAGAAGCAAGUGCAGCUGGCGGAAUUGUUCGGUCAACUGGUCGAACAGGACCGCAGGUUCGAAGUGGUCACGCCCGUCACCAUGGGACUCGUGUGCUUCCGGUUAAAGGGUGACAACGUUUGGACGAAAAAACUGUACGACAGCCUGAUGAGUCGCCGACAGAUCUACUUGGUUACGGCUUCGGUGCGAUCGCAGCUGGUCAUCCGUUUUGUGGUGUGCAGCCGUCUGACCGAGCAAAAGGACGUGGAGUUUGCGUGGAACGAAAUAAGCACACUGGUCGACACGUUGGCCGGCACCGAAGAAUGGGCGAAAAAAGAUGGCGAAGACAGAAGGAAAUACUUGUCUCAGGGAUAACGACGACAGAGAUGAUCAGACGACAAAGUACUUGCACCGACAGCUAUUACCGCACACAACCCGAGGCUUACCAGCCGCCCUAGCCGAUUAGGGUUAAGUUAUAGUAAUAUACCUAUUUUUACAAUAGAGUUAUUAUGGAUUUGUUUGGAUAUUUUAUUAUUUAUUAUUAUUACGGUUUGUUUAAUUAUAAGAAUCUAUUUAUGUGUUAUAUGUUUAAUGAGAA
This is a messenger RNA of Adelges cooleyi (spruce gall adelgid), 2050 nucleotides long. Its product is annotated as aromatic-L-amino-acid decarboxylase-like. Gene Ontology annotation, molecular function: aromatic-L-amino-acid decarboxylase activity; pyridoxal phosphate binding. The transcript has 10 exons. Gene Ontology annotation, biological process: amino acid metabolic process; catecholamine metabolic process. NCBI's taxonomy places the organism in Eukaryota, Metazoa, Arthropoda, Insecta, Hemiptera, Adelgidae. The coding region runs from base 337 to 1827 and encodes 496 amino acids. The record is from RefSeq and is a predicted model, not a curated record.